Messenger RNA from Microplitis mediator, 2696 nucleotides. RefSeq names its product nucleoredoxin-like. The transcript is spliced from 8 exons. The record is from RefSeq and is a predicted model, not a curated record. NCBI's taxonomy places the organism in Eukaryota, Metazoa, Arthropoda, Insecta, Hymenoptera, Braconidae. The coding region runs from base 934 to 2508 and encodes 524 amino acids.
CUCAACGCAUCUGUCGACACCGCACGUGGACAAAGUUUAAGUAUAAGUCUAAGUUACUUUUUCCAAGACAUAUCGUGCCAAGCCAAUAUAUAUACUAUCUAAAUCAAAAUUCAACGGCUCAAUGGAUAUAUAUUUAUACAAGAAACCUGACUACUGCGUAACUUAUCAACAUCUGCUCACUUUUUACUCUGUUUGCUGUGCAUAAAUUGCUCUCCAGAGAUAUUACAAUUGACUUAUCUUUUUUUUUCCUUAUCGGCACAUCAUAUCAGAUGUUCAAAAUUCCAUUUAAUUUUUUAAUAUGAAAAAAAAAAAAAAAUCAAAAAAAUGUAUAAACUCGAACGAACAAAGUGACAGUAAAUUUUUUAUCGCGCAGGCAGCAGAACUCGGGAUGAAUAUUUAAAAAUUUAAUUUUCCCAACUAGUUUAAGCUUUAACAUUUAUAAAAAAAAGAUAACAAUAACAAUAAUAAUAAAUAAAAUAAAAGGAGUUAUCUUGGGCUUUGGUAUAAGAUAAAUCCGUAAUGAUCGUUGGUGUAUGUGAGCGUGUCGAAUUCACAUCAUCACCGUUAAAAAAUCACGCUUAGUUUCCUGGGUGUGUGUAUGUGAAUAGCAUUUCGCCCCCGCGUAUUACAAUCUCUUCACUCACACAUCCAACAGCUCGGAGAAUGUAUAGAGGUGAGAGAGGUAGAAAUAGGGACAGGGACUGGAACACGGGAUAAGGAUAAGGAUAGAAAUGGAAGCACAACAGUAUGUACGUUUGUACGUACAAGUAUCAGAGCAGACACGAGGGAGCAGACGCCGGUUUCCCCGGUGCGUCAGUGCCGUCAGUAGUCAGUAAGGCCAGUAAAGGCAGUAAAGCGCGCCGCCUCGUGCCGUCAACAUCUGAAUUAUUAGUUUUAUUAAAAAUAUAUAUCGAUAGAUAACAAACGCGUCCAAUGGCCGCGUGUGAAACAUCCCUCGUCACAUCAUCCUCUUCAGGUGUGAUCAAAAAUAAAAAUUCAACCUCCGGUACUCCGAAUUACAGUGGGAGUACUGGGGACAAUGGAAAAUCAAUUACCUGGCAACAAAGACUCUUUGGUAAACAAGUACACCGUUGUAAUGAAAUAAAUCCAGAUAAUAAUAAAUUUGAUUGCAUUGACGUUAGCGCAUUUGUUGAUGAUUCUGAUGGUAGUUCAAUGUGUGAGAUAAUUGGUGUUUACUUCAGUUUUAUAAAUUCAAGUGCCACGUGUGAUGAAUUUACUAAACAAUUGGCUGAAUUAUAUGCAAAUGUUAAUUCAGUAACAGCUUCAAAUGGUGAUCAUCCUGCUGAUAAUAAUAAAUUAAAUUCACCAUUUGGACGUAAAAAAAAAUUUGAAGUUGUCCAUAUUGUUUUGUGGAGCAAUGUCACUGAUGUACUUGACUUUGAUGAGAGUUUUAAUAAUCAUGUACAAGAUUUGCCGUGGCUUGUUGUGCCCAAUCAAGACUACGAGAGAAAGACAAGACUUACCAGAAGAUACCGGAUUAAAUCGGGAGUACCGACGCUGAUACUUUUGGAAGGAGCCAGUGGAUCAGUGGUGACACGAGGUGGCGUCGAACGUGUCACUGAAGAUCCAAGUGGCGUAAACUUUCCCUGGAGGCCUCCUCAUCCCAAGGCAACCCUCGAGGAUGGUCCACUGCUAGCUUGUGGGGCGAGAGACACCAAAGAACCGAUGCUCCAUGAAGAGCUCAGGCACUGCAUCAAGGGUGUAUACUUCAGUGCACACUGGUGCCCACCAUGCAGAGCUUUUACACCACAACUAGUGGAUACAUAUCAACGAAUAAGAGAACGAGGACACCAUUUUGAAGUUAUUUUCGUCAGUUCAGAUAGGAGUGAAGAAUCUUAUAACGUACAUAUUGAAUCAAUGCCGUGGUUGAGGAUACCAUUUACCCACGAGGAACGAAGAAAAAAGUUGGCAAUAGCUCUUGACGUACAAGCUAUUCCUACACUUGUCAUUCUUGAUCCUCGGGACAAUAUCAUCACUCUUGAGGGUCGGGCUGAACUUCUCGAAGAUCCUGAGGGCCUGAAUUUUCCAUGGACCACCAGACUGGUUAAUAUAUUGACAGAAAAAUAUGCUACCUCUCUACACGAUGCCCCAGCAAUUAUUUUAUUCGUCGCUUCGGAGGGUGAAGAUUGUGAAAUACAAUUUGGUGAGAGUGUACUUUUGCCUGCUGCGGAAACUUACAGAAGAGAUAGACCAGACUACGACCCUAAUUAUGAUGAUCCUGACGAGACUCUACAAUUUUACAUCGCUCUAGACUGUGAAACAUCAGACAUUUUACGGGAAUUCGUUGGACUGGAUGAUGCGGUGCCAUUGCUGACGGCUAUUGAUAUACCACGGGGAGUUUACGCGGUAAUGGAAGACGGUGCUGAGAUCACAGUCGACUCCGUCCAGCAAUUUGUCGACGGAUUUAGAAAUAACAAAUUGCCGAUAAAUAAAAUUGCCGCUUCACAAAAGUCCGUCAAGGAUGAAAAAAUAUCAUCAUUAUCAUAAAUAAAAAAUCUUUUUAUCAGCAAAAUUUUUUAAUAAUAUAAAUUUUAAAUAAAUCGGCUGUAUAAAACAUAAUUGCUUAUAAUAUUUAAGAAAUAUAUAUGUGUAUGAUAGAUUAGUGGAGAAUUAUGAAUCAGUAUUUAAUAAAUAAUAACAAUAAUAAAUCUAGAUCAAUCAAAUGAUAUUUUAUU